Messenger RNA from Brienomyrus brachyistius, 1440 nucleotides. RefSeq names its product capping protein inhibiting regulator of actin dynamics-like. The record is from RefSeq and is a predicted model, not a curated record. NCBI's taxonomy places the organism in Eukaryota, Metazoa, Chordata, Actinopteri, Osteoglossiformes, Mormyridae. The transcript is spliced from 3 exons. Bases 94 to 1440 code for a protein of 448 amino acids.
ACUCUGAUGUCAUCAUUCUGAAGGUAUAAAUUGAGCUGUAGGCACUAAUACCACUUCAAAAGAAAUCAGACAUUGACCGUGCUGCAUCUCAAAAUGAAGUGGUGUUUUCUCAAAUGUAUUAGGCCGCCAGUGGUACCAAAUGAUGCUGGGGAUGGUACUGAAACAAAGGAGGAAAGAAAAAGGAAGGCCAAAGGAGGAAAAAAAAUAAAAUCCUGGCUAAAGAAGAUUUUUGCAAAUAAAGGAAAAGGAAAAAAGGCAAUGGAAGAGGAGAGCCAGGCAGUGGUGGUGGUGGAGGAGGAGAGCCAGUCAGUGGUGGUGGUGGAGGAGGAGAGCCAGGCAGUGGUGGUGGUGGAGGAGGAGAGCCAGGUAGUGGUGGUGGUGGAGGAGGAGAGCCAGGCAGUGGUGGAGGAGGAGGAGGAGAGCCAUGCAAUGGCGGAGGAGAGCCAGGCAAUGGUGGAGGAGGAGAGCAAGGCAAUGAUGGAGGAGGAGUACAAGGUGAUGGAGGAGGAGUUCAAGGCAAUGGAGGAGGAGUUCAAGGGAUUGGAGGAGGAGUACAGGGCGAUGGUGGAGGAGUGCAAGGCAAUGGAGGAGGAGGAGAGCAAGGCAAUGGAGGAGGAGGAGAGCAAGGCAAUGGAGGAGGAGGAGAGCAAGGCAAUGGAGGAGGAGGAGAGCAAGGCUUUGACUUUCACAAUGGAGGAGGAGGAGAGCAAGGCAAUGAUGGAGGAGGAGUACAAGGUGAUGGAGGAGGAGUACAAGGCAAUGGAGGAGGAGUUCAAGGGAUUGGAGGAGGAGUACAGGGCAAUGGUGGAGGAGAGCAAGGAAAUGGAGGAGGAGGAGAGCAAGGCAAUGGAGGAGGAGGAGAGCAAGGCUUUGACUUUCACAAUGGAGGAGGAGGAGAGCAAGGCAAUGAUGGAGGAGGACUACAAGGUGAUGGAGGAGGAGUUCAAGGCAAUGGAGGAGGAGUUCAAGGGAUUGGAGGAGGAGUACAGGGCAAUGGUGGAGGAGAGCAAGACAAUGGAGGAGGAGGAGAGCAAGGCAAUGGCGGAGGAGUGCAAGGCAAUGGCAGAGGAGUGCAAAGCAAUGGCGGAGAAGUGCAAGGCAAUGGAGGAGGAGGAGAGCAAGGCAAUGGAGGAGGAGGAGAGCAAGGCUUUGACUUUCACAAUGGAGGAGGAGGAGAGCAAGGCAAUGAUGGAGGAGGAGUACAAGGUGAUGGAGGAGGAGUUCAAGGCAAUGGAGGAGGAGUUCAAGGGAUUGGAGGAGGAGUACAGGACAAUGGUGGAGGAGAGCAAGACAAUGGAGGAGGAGGAGAGCAAGGCAAUGGCGGAGGAGUGCAAGGCAAUGGCAGAGGAGUGCAAAGCAAUGGCGGAGAAGUGCAAGGCAAUGGAGGAGGAGGAGAGCAAGGCAAUGGAGGAGGAGGAGGAGUGCAAUCCAUGCACGUAG